AUGAGAGAAAUCGUUCAUUUACAAACCGGCCAGUGUGGUAACCAAAUAGGUGCCAAAUUUUGGGAAGUUAUUUCAGAUGAACACGGUAUCGAUUACUCUGGCACUUAUGUCGGAGACGCAGACCUCCAAUUAGAAAGAAUAUCCGUUUAUUAUAAUGAAGCCAAUGGUGGAAAAUACGUACCACCGCCGAGAGA
Molecule: messenger RNA, 194 nt
Organism: Racocetra persica
Lineage: Eukaryota; Fungi; Glomeromycota; Glomeromycetes; Diversisporales; Gigasporaceae
Source: the annotation of a GenBank genome assembly